CUAUGUUCGCAGCAUCGCCUCUUCUCGCGGUAACGUUAGUAUCGGUUAGUAUGCAGCUAGGUUGCUAGCUAACUCUAUCGUUUCCAGGUUUUGUGUCUGCCUGAAAACAUCAAACCAAGAGAGACACGGGAAGGCUAGGUAUCAAAAUUCUUUUUAAAAUCAGGCUGCACAGAGAAGCGGGAAAAUGCCUCACAACUUUCAGCCAGGAGACUUGGUCUUCGCUAAAAUGAAGGGAUACCCCCACUGGCCAGCUAGGAUUGAAGAUGUGGCUGAUGGAGCAGUGAAGCCCCCACCAAACAAAAUCCCAAUUUUCUUCUUUGGGACACAUGAAACAGCAUUCCUAGCACCAAAGGACCUUUUCCCUUACGAAAAAUACAGAGAACGCUAUGGAAAGCCCAACAAAAGGAAGGGAUUCAAUGAAGGUUUAUGGGAAAUCCAGAAUAAUCCACAUGCCUCCUACAGUGCCCCACCUGUACCACCUAGUUCAUCUGACAGCGACGGCAACGAUGCAGGAGGUGGAAGUGAUGAGGAUGAUGAGGAUGAGGAGAAUGCUACAGUUCCUCCAAAAGCUGAUUCAGGUAGCGAGGAUGACUCUGAUUCUGGGAGCGAAGACAGAGGAAGAGGAGGAGGAAUAAAGCGAAAGCCGCAGGCUCCCAAGCGUCCUCCUCCUCCAAAAAAGGCCCGAGGGUCCUCCAGCGAUCGAGAUGAGGAGAGUGGAUCCCCUUCUGAAUCAGAGCCUACGCCCUCAGAGUCCGACUCCGGCAAAAACAGUGACCAGGAUUUUACUCCAGAGAAGAAAUCUGGUGGACGAGGUGGAAAGAAAGCAGGAGGCAGAGGAAAGAAGAAGAAGGCUUCGUCUGACUCGGAGUCAGAUUCAGGAUCAGAGCCAGAGAAGAAAGUAGUUGACAGCGACUCUGAGGAUGAGAAGCCUCGACCAGCUUUGUCUGGCUCAGAAUCUCAGUCUGGCUCCAAAUCUGAGUCAGAUUCUGAUCCACCUGCUCGGAAAGGUCCACAGCCCCGCAAGAAAGAGAAACCUGCACCAAAGCCUCGUGCACGUAAAGCCAAACCUGCCCCGGUAAGACGAGCAGCUUCAUCAUCCUCCGACAGCGACAGUGACAGUGAACCUGAUCGCAUCAGUGAAUGGAAAAAACGGGACGAGGAGCGUCGACGAGAGCUGGAAGAGCGCCGGAAAAAAGAGGAGGCCGAAGAGCUCCGCCGGCUACGUGAGAGAGAGAAAGAGGAAGAGGAGAAAAAGAAAAAGGACAAAGAUAGGGGUAAAAAAAAAAGUGACAGUGACAGCAGCAGUAGCUCUGAUGAAGGUAUAGACGAUCACCCACUGAAGAAGUCAAAGAAACCUCCUCCUCCUCCUAUCCCUGCGCCAUCUGACUCCGAUUCUCAACCACCAGCUGAGGUGAAGAAAUCUUCCAAGAAGCUCGACAACCAGAAGAAGGCAAGAGUAAAGAAGGAGAAGGAGAGAAAAGAAAGGAAGGAGAAAGAGCUAAAGGAGAAGAAAGCCAGACGGUCAGAGGAGAAGUCAAGAGCAAGGUCUAAGCCUGAAAAACCCAAACGCAGACCAGAGAGACUGCCAGAGAAGAAAGUGGAAAAGAAAAAGGAGCCAUCACCAGAGGAAAGGUUACAGAAACUCCAUACAGAUAUUAAGUUUGCACUUAAAGUGGACAACCCAGACAUUGACCGAUGUCUAAAAGCACUGGAAGAGCUUGAGACGGUACCAGUCACCAGCCAGAUCCUACAUAAGAACGCUGAGCUUAUUGCCACGCUAAAAAAGAUUCGGCGGUAUAAAGCCAGCUCUGCAGUCAUGGAGAAAGCUAGUGACGUCUACAACAAGUUAAAACUUCGCUUCGUGGGCAAGACAGAGGUGGCAGCUAAACCUAAAGAAGACAACAAGGACCCAGAGAAUGAUGUGAAUGAGACACAAAACACUGAAUCCACUCCAGUGAAUGGGGAAUCAGAGGAGAAGAAAAAUGAGACAGAAAUGGAGGAAAAACCAAAAUCACCUGCACAGGACGAGAACGACAACACAACUUCAAGUCCAAACAGGCACAGCCCAGACAGCCCAGCCGAGCAACAGACACACACACCUGAGGAAGCGGACAGCUCCAUCUCAGCAGAGACAGAACCACCUGCUGUAGAGAGCUGAAAGACUCUAUACAACCCCAUGCAGCGGACCAAGUGCUAAAAGAUGGUGGCCUCUCUUUGACGUCACAUAGUGCUCCCGGCCCAACAACAUUGCAACACACAUCCAGAAUUUUCUCCAGCCUCUGUUACGUCAAUGUUGAUGUUUUGGACGUUUUGUGGUACAGUGAUCUCAAACCAGAAAACCCAUCCACUGAAAUUAUUUGGUCCAUUGUUUGUCACAAAAAAGAAAAGCUUCUUAGCAUGAUAGUUUGUGGAGCUGCGCAGACCUAUUUUUUUUUGUUUCUGAAAUAUACUUCUACUUUGGAACAACACAACACCCGUCCUGGAUCCUCACCUCAAAAUCCUGUUCCUGAUUUCUUUGUUCAGUCCAGCACUUGAACUCUUUCAUACUGUACGUAUAUUAAAUGAUUAGAUUUUUUAGCCCCUCUAACCGGACUUUAGACCAAGGUAGUAUGAGACAAAACUUCACUGUUUCUUACAGGGAGGUUGUGAAGCUGUUGAUCCGUUGCUUUGUGGAUUUUGUGCAGCCCUUACAUCUGUUCGCUUCAUUUUAUAAAGCCUGCCAAACAUCACGAAGGCCUCCUGUCUGUGUGUAUGGCAUUGUGAGACUGGUAAAGUAAUAUGUGUGGGACUUUUAUGUUAAAUACUUUUUUAAUUAUCUGGUUUAGAUCCAGUUAAAUCUGAAAUGUAAAGAGUCACUUAAAACUGAUUUCCAGCUGAGGUGCACCUACUUUUUUUUUAUUGCCUUGUUUUCAUAUGAUUACAGUUUUGUCUAAAAUAAUUGCUGUGGAGUUAAACACCUUGCACUCUCUCCUUUCUAGUGUCUGCUUUCACUAACUUCCAUAAUGAAGUGAAUAACAAUACAGACUGAAAACUGCCCCUAAAAAGCUAUUGAGAUCUCAUGUAGCUGCAGCCUAUUAUGACAUUUUCUUGUCAUGUGCAUACAACACGUGUUUUUAGUGCUAUGUAAAUUGGUAAAGCGUUUCUAUUACUUAGUUGAGACUUGAAUAAAAAUCUCAGCAUGG
Molecule: messenger RNA, 3182 nt
Organism: Melanotaenia boesemani (Boeseman's rainbowfish)
Lineage: Eukaryota; Metazoa; Chordata; Actinopteri; Atheriniformes; Melanotaeniidae
Gene: hdgfl2
Product: HDGF like 2
Exons: 16
Coding region: 185-2158 (657 amino acids)
Biological process (GO): regulation of transcription by RNA polymerase II
Cellular component (GO): nucleus
Molecular function (GO): transcription coregulator activity; double-stranded DNA binding
Source: RefSeq, a predicted model, not a curated record